AUGUAUAGCGAUACAGAAUGUACACGACGCAUAGGAACUUCAAAUCGUAGUUAUCAGUCAACAUCUUUAUCAAAUCGUUAUGUACGUGGUCUUGGUAGUAAUCAAGAUUUAUCUAAACGAACACCAUUAAUAUCAUCACCAUCAAUAUCAGAAAUAAUUUAUAAUAAUGAAACAUUUCCACUUCUUGCAGAAUUCUUACAAAUUCAUGGACGAGAAUCUUUAGUUGGAUUUUGUGCAAUUGUUAUUGGUAUAUCAAAUUUAUCAUCAGAUAAACGACAAGCUUUAUAUGCUGUACGUGCUGCUUAUAGACAAUAUAUUAAUGAUGAAACAAUAUCAAAUAGUUGGUUACAAACAACAACAAGAGAGUUUAUUCGUAUACAAAUUGCUCAACGUGUAUUUGAUCCUUAUAAAAUAUUUCAACCAGCAAUGAAAGAUAUGUUACAAUAUUUAAAACAAAAUUUUUAUGCAAAUUUUCUUUCAUCACAAAUAUGGAAAAAUUAUCUAGUUAAAAAACAACAACAAGAUAAACGAAUGAAAAGUAUAAAUGCUUCAACACCGAAAAAAUUAAAUUCAUCAAUAAGUACAUCAACUGUUAAAUCAUCCAAACAGUCAAGUUCUAAACGAGAUAUUUUAACAAGUUUUAACGCAAAUAGAACACUUGGUUCAACAAAUUCAAUAUCAACAACAAUUAAAACACCAUUAGCAUGUUUUAUACAAAAUAAAGAUGUUCCUUAUAUGAUUUAUUUAAAUAUUCCUGUUGAAUGUGUUACGUUAGGAGAUAUAAAACCUCGUAUACAUCAUUUAGCUGGUAAAAAAUUUGAUAAUCAAACAAUUGAAUGUCAUUAUUAUUUUAAACGUCGUAUUGAUCCAUCUGAAAUAUGUUUAAUGAAUGAUGGUAUAACAUCAGUACCUACAUAUGUCUAUGAAGAAAUUGAUAAUGAAGAUAUUCAUACACCAGUGCCACAUCUUGAUGGGACAAUUGUCUUUAUUUCAUCUUGUUUAUGUCAAAAUUUUACGUAUGUGCUUACAUAUACAAGCACAAGUGUUAUAAAUUCAUAUUUAAAUCCAAACAUAUCAAUAUUAACAAACACAGCAGUUGUAGAACGUUUAUUAUCAACUAGUAAUGGUUUAGUUUCAUCAACAAAAAUACUUUUAACUGCAACUAAUAUUCAAUCAAUUGUAUUCGCAUGGAAUACAGGCGAUUGUUCAUAUCCAUCAGCAUUAGCAACAAGUUAUCCAACAAUUUUUAUAAGUAGUCCAAUAUGUUUUACUCAAACAUCUUUAUCAAAUAAUUUAUUGCAAUUAGCACCAACAACUGAUCAAUUAGGAUAUGCAGCUGUUCUUUUUAUGCGUUCCUAUUCUCUGCAUUAUUUUUCAAUGAUUAUCAGUGAUUCAAAUACAUUUUAUUCGAAUUUAGGAAUACAAUUUUCCCGUUAUUUAACUCAAAGAUCAUAUAUUUUUGAACGAUCGAUGUCGACAGGAAAUUUUUCAUCAUCAUUUGCAACAAAUUCAUUAAAUAGUAGAGUGUUUUUUAUUAUAUGUUCAUACAGCGAAGAACAAUCGCUGUAUUCAAUAAUUUCAAAUUUUUAUCAAUCAAUAUCAUUAUCAAUGGGAAAUGUUAUUUUUGUUUUUAUUCAUUGGUCACAUCAUUUUAUGAGUUUUUAUACAACACAAUUUUCACCAAAUGUAACAUCAUAUUCAACAUCAUCAUUUCCUAUUCUUCAUCUUUUACCAAUUGAUAGUAGUAUGACAAAUAGUUUCAAUAAUUUAGUUUUAAAUUAUCAACAACAAAUACUUAAUCCAACGCCAAAUUUAACAUUUUCUGAUGAUGUUAUUUUUACUUUACAUGAACUUGAAAGUGUUGAAUUAUUUCAAACAAUAUACAUGUCGAAUAUCUCAUCAACAAAUUGGACUACUUUAUUUGGUUCAAUUACAUUUGAUAGUAAUGAACAACGUUCAUUUACUUAUGCAUUUGUUGGUCGACAAUGUAAUGGUAGUUGGACUAUAUUAAAAUCAAUUAUUAAUUCUGUAUUUAUAAAUAAUGAUGCUACGUUAAGUAAUUGUAUUAGUUAUCCAAAUGGAGAAAAUAUUUCAGCUGGUGAUAGUGGUUGGCGAACUCUUCGUAUUGUAUUAUUUUCAUUAAUGGGUGUAGUUAUUGCUUGUAUUAUUGGUCUAAUUGCUUUUUUUGUUAUCAGAAAUCAACGUAAUCGUAAACAAAUGUCUCGUGGUCCGAAUAAAAUUAUUUUAUUACCAGAUGAUAUCAUGUUUGUUAUGCCAAAAGGUUCAAUAUUUACUAGCAAAGUUAAUUUAAAAAACGAGCCACAUGAGCGUAGUAAUGUAUCUAUACGUAGUGAAGAUGUUCAAGCAGGAAAAACAGCUCGCUAUAAUGGUGAUUUAGUUGAAGUGAAAAAAUUACAUAUUGGUCCAUUAUCACUUCGUACAAAAGUAAUGCGUGAAUUACGAUUAUUAAAAGAUUUACGUCAUGAAAAUGUCAAUACUUUUAUUGGACUUUUUAUUGAACCAAAUGCGCCAGCAUUAAUAUAUGAAUAUGGUCAUCGAGGCAGUCUUGAAGAUAUUCUUAAGAAAGAAGAAAUAAAACUUGACUGGAAUUUUAAAUGGUCAAUGCUUAAUGAUCUUGUUCGAGGUAUGAGAUAUUUAACUAAUUCAUCUAUACGUUGUCAUGGAAAUUUAAAAUCAAGAAAUUGUGUUGUUGAUUCACGUUGGGUAUUAAAAGUAACGGACUAUCAUUUAAAUGAAAUAUAUACUUUACAAAAUGCUCCAAGACAAGUUGAUAUUAAUGAUCUUCUAUGGAUGUCACCUGAACAUAUUCGUACAUCAAUAAUUAAAAAUGAUGUUGCUACAGUAAUGACAAGUUCAUCAGCUGGUGAUGUUUAUAGUUUUGGUAUUAUUAUGCAAGAAGUUAUUCUUCGUGGACCACCAUUUUGUAUGCUUGAUCUAACACCACAAGAAAUUAUUGCUAAAAUAAAAAAACCACCACCAUUAUUACGUCCAUCUGUAUCGAAACAAGUUGCGCCACCAGAAUAUAUUAAUUCAAUGAAACAAUGUUGGGCUGAACAAGCAGAAACUCGGCCAUCAUUUAAUGAUCUUGCUCAAUCGAUUAAAUUACUCAAUGGUGGAAAGAAAGUAAAUAUUGUUGAUACAAUGUUUAAAAUGCUUGAACAAUAUUCAAAUAAUUUGGAAGAUUUAAUUAAAGAACGAACAACACAACUUGAAGAAGAAAAGAAAAAAACUGAUAAAUUAUUAUCACAAAUGUUACCACCGACUGUUGCUGAUAGUCUUAAAGCGGGUAAAGCUGUUGAAGCUGUAUGGUAUGAAUGUGUAACAAUUUAUUUUUCUGAUAUUGUGGGAUUUACAACAAUAUCAGCAUUAAGUAGUCCAAUGGAAGUUAUUGAUUUACUUAAUGAUUUAUAUACAAUGUUUGAUUCAAUCCUGGAAGAUUUUGAUUGUUAUAAGGUUGAAACUAUUGGUGAUGCAUAUAUGGUUGUUAGUGGUCUUCCAAUUGAAAAUGGACAUAAACAUGCUUCAGAAAUAGCAACAAUGGCAUUAACAUUAUUACAUGCUUGUGGUAAAUUUAAAAUUCGUCAUAUGCCUGGUGUACCAUUACAAUUACGUAUUGGAUUACAUUCCGGUGCAUGUGUUGCUGGUGUUGUUGGUCUCAAAAUGCCUCGUUAUUGUCUAUUCGGUGAUACAGUUAAUACAGCUUCUCGAAUGGAAUCAACUGGCAUGGCUUAUCGUAUUCAUUCGAGUGAAACAACUGCUGCUUUAUUAGAAGAAAUUGGUGGUUUUCAUUUAGAAUAUCGUGGUGUUACAGAAAUUAAAGGACGUGGUAAUUAUACAACCUAUUGGCUUACUGGAAAAAUUGGUUUUGACAAAGAAUUACCAGCACCAGUUAUUUCAGAAAAUAAUCAUGGUCUUGACAAAGAAUUAGUUAAAUUAGCUGAAAAAAGUGCACGAGAACGUGAAAAACGUAUACGUGACGCUCAAGAAGCUAAAUUAGCAAACGCGGCAGCUAAUAAUCAAAUCCAAGUUAAACCAAUCAUAGAAACUGUACCAUCUGAACAAAAGUCGAAACCUUCAAAAAAAUCUCAUUCCAAACUGACUAAUGGUGAUCAUGAUACAAAUACUGCAGAAGAUUUAUUAAGAUUUACACCACCACUUGAAAAACCACAACCAUCAAAUUCAGAAGAUAAAUAUCCAUUACCAACAACAUCAAGUGAAAUUCCGGCUAAAUUACAGCAUAUGAUUGAACCUAGUGGACCUAUUAAAAAGUCAACGAAAGCAAAAUGGUGA
Molecule: messenger RNA, 4311 nt
Organism: Adineta steineri
Lineage: Eukaryota; Metazoa; Rotifera; Eurotatoria; Adinetida; Adinetidae
Source: the annotation of a GenBank genome assembly